This is a messenger RNA of Schistocerca piceifrons (Central American locust), 864 nucleotides long. RefSeq names its product late embryogenesis abundant protein ECP63-like. Bases 1 to 864 code for a protein of 287 amino acids. The transcript has 3 exons. The record is from RefSeq and is a predicted model, not a curated record. NCBI's taxonomy places the organism in Eukaryota, Metazoa, Arthropoda, Insecta, Orthoptera, Acrididae.
AUGGGGCCACAAACAUUACAGAUGAGGAAACCGACUACACACCACAGAAAUGAGGAAACCGACUACACACCACAGAAGUCUGAAAGACCAAAAGAUGUCACACUAACACAUGGGGCUACAAACAUUAGACUUGAGGAAACCGACUACACAUCACAGAAGUCUGAAAGUCCAAAAGAUGUCACACUAACACAUGGGGCCACAAACAUUUGUGAUGAGGUAACCGACUACACAUCACAGAAGUCUGAAAGGAAAAAAAAAGUCACACAAACACAUGGGGCCUCAAACAUUACAGAUGAGGAAACCAACUACACACCACAGAAGUCUGAACGACCAAAAGAUGUCACACCAACACAUGGGGCCACAAACAUUACAGAUGAGGAAGCCGACUACACAUCACAGAAGUCUGAAAGACCAAAAGAUGUCACACUAACACAUGGGGCCACAAACAUUACAGAUGAGGAAACCGACUACACACCACAGAAACUUGAGGAAACCGACUACACAUCACAGAAGUCUGAAAGACCUAAAGAUGUCACACUAACACAUGGGGCCACAAACAUUACAGAUGAGGAAACCGACUACACACCACAGAAGCCUGAAAGACCAAAAGAUGUCACACUAACACAUGGGGCUACAAACAUUAGACUUGAGGAAACCGACUACACAUCACAGAAGUCUGAAAGACCAAAAGAUGUCACACUAACACAUUGGGCCACAAACAUUACAGAUGAGGAAACCGACUACACAUCACAGAAGUCUGAAAGACCAAAAGAUGUCACACUAACACAUGGGGCCACAACCAUUACAGAUGAGGAAACCGACUACACACCACAGAAGUCUGAAAGGCCAAAAAUGUCACACUAA